This is a messenger RNA of Daucus carota subsp. sativus, 1720 nucleotides long. Its product is annotated as probable mitochondrial adenine nucleotide transporter BTL1. NCBI's taxonomy places the organism in Eukaryota, Viridiplantae, Streptophyta, Magnoliopsida, Apiales, Apiaceae. The coding region runs from base 198 to 1319 and encodes 373 amino acids. Gene Ontology annotation, biological process: transmembrane transport. The record is from RefSeq and is a predicted model, not a curated record. The transcript has 6 exons.
UUAAACCAUCCAAGUUAAAUGCCUCCGUUCCGUUUGAGUGGAAAAUCGAGUUUGAAAGGAAACGAACGGGAGGAGAAAACCCUAAAACAGAAACAGAGGCGGGCAAAGUAAAGAUAUCAACACUUUAAAAACGACGGCAGCAAAGGUACGAAGAAAUAUCUAUAGAAACGUUGAAUUCAUAAAAGUAGCAAAACAGAAUGAGCCAAAAAUCUCGUCCAGAUUCCAAGCAGCACAAGAGGUUUUGCUUAAUGAGUAACUUCAAUGGCGGCGGCGGCCGUGGAGACAUGGCGAUGAUUAUUAAUGUCCCUAAAGAGGAUUUGGAGCUUGCGGACCUUAAGUACCACCACCACCACACCUUUCCUCCUUUGCAAUUACCUGACAUCGGACGACCUAUCAAACAUUUUCUGAGGACGAGAGAAGUAGGUGAGUUUCUCAGUGGUGCUCUUGCAGGUGCCAUGACCAAAGCUGUUCUCGCUCCUCUCGAAACCAUCAGGACAAGGAUGAUUGUUGGUGUGGGUUCCAAACAUAUUUGUGGAAGUUUCCUAGAGGUCAUUGAACAUCAGGGUUGGCGAGGACUAUGGGCCGGUAAUGCAGUCAACAUGCUGCGCAUAGUUCCUACACAGGCUAUCGAACUUGCAACAUUUGAAUACGUCAAACGGGCAAUGACUUCAGCACAAGAGAAACGGAAAGAUUCUGAUGGAGCAAAAAUACAGAUUGGUCACAUCAGUUUAAAUAUCUCUCUAUCUUGGUUAUCUCCUAUAGCUUUGGCUGGUGCCUCUGCUGGAGUAGUUAGCACACUAGUCUGCCAUCCACUCGAAGUCCUAAAGGACCGCUUGACUAUAAGUCCUGAUGCUUACCCGUGUCUAAGCCUUGCAAUUGGCAAGAUUUACAAUAAUGCUGGAAUUGGUGGCUUUUAUGCUGGUUUAUCACCUACAUUAAUUGGUAUGCUCCCAUAUAGUACUUGCUACUAUUUUAUGUACGAGACAUUGAAGCAAUCAUAUUGCCGAGGUAAAAAAAAACAUUCGUUAAGCCGUGCAGAGAUGCUACUACUUGGUGCUCUAUCAGGCUUUACAGCUAGCACCAUCAGUUUUCCUUUGGAGGUAGCCAGAAAACGGUUAAUGGUAGGAACUCUACAGGGUCGGUGCCCACCCAACAUGGCAGCUGCACUUUCUGAAAUCAUUAAACAUGAGGGAGUACUGGGACUUUACAGAGGGUGGGGUGCUAGUUGUAUGAAAGUUAUGCCAUCCUCGGGCAUCACUUGGAUGUUCUAUGAAGCAUGGAAAGAUAUUCUGCUUGCUGGGAGACAUCCCCAGUUAUAAGGAAUUUGAGUGUGCGAAUCUUAGCACCAAACUUGCGACUUGACGGCAAGCUUCACUUAUAUUGAUUCUUGAUCUUGUGCUUUUUGUGGCAACAGAAAAAAAGAAAUAGCUAGAGGAACUGAAAAUAUGAACAAAGUGGAAUUGCGGAUGAUACAGAAAGACAUAACUUGUGAAAAGUUUGCAUAACAUGCAUCUACUGGAACGCUCCUUUCUGCACUCCAUGUGUUCUGCAGUUGGGGUGAAGUUUACAUGAGGUGCAAACCUUCUUGCUUGCCAUGCAUAAGUUUUUACCAUGAAUUUUAUGUACUUUUAGAUUUUUUGUACCGUACCGUAAGCUUUUAAAUAUCAUCCAAGUUGUCUUACAUCUGCAACUGCAACUUUAAUAUAUGAUGUUUCUCGUG